Molecule: messenger RNA, 711 nt
Organism: Cladocopium goreaui
Lineage: Eukaryota; Dinophyceae; Suessiales; Symbiodiniaceae
Source: the annotation of a GenBank genome assembly
GAGCUGGAUCUCAACCAGGAUGGCCUGCUGAGUUUCCAGGAGAUGGACGAGCUUCUGCAGACCUUGGCGCCACAGCUGUCCCAAGGGCAACGCCAGAAGCUCUUCUGCGCCGCCGAUGUGACGCUGGACGGAAGGGCGUCCAGCUCUGAUGAACAGGAAAAGCUGCAGGAGAUCAUCAAAAAAUUGCAGCGUGAAGACUUGUCCCGCGUUGAACCUCAAGAGUCUCAAGAGGGAUUGGCAGCACUGGAUUCAGAGGUGCGGAGUAUUGAAUGCAUCGUUGAGGUCUCUUGGGUGACUGCGCGUGUCGCAGUGGCGGCAGUUGAGCGCCCACGCCACACCGUCCACGACGCAAUGGCAGAAUUGGUGGUCUACGGCCGGGAGAGCUGCAGUGCCUGUAAGCGCUUCAGGGGAAGCUGCGAGCACCACGGGAUCAAAUACAGGUUUGCAGAUAUCGACAGUGGUAGCAACAAGGCGGAAAUGCUUCGCAAAUUGCGCGCCACUGAGUGGUUCAAAGGUGGCAAAUUUGGAUUGCCAUUGGUGGACGUCUAUGGGAAGCUGCUGGAGCGCCCCAGCGAAGCCGCGGUGAAAGCUGCUAGGGAUGCAUUGCCCAAAAAUGAUCAGGUGGGGAGCGAGGGACGGAGCCAGGUAGAGAAUCUCAAGAGGCAGUUCAAGGACGCUGGGACCCACCGCCAACAAACUUUGGUUCCAUGG